AUGAGGCAAGGGGACCCUAUCUCUCCUUUUUUGUUUGUUGCGGUUAUGGAAGCGUUGUAUUGCUUAAUCGUCAAAGCUGGUGAGGUGGGCGUGUUUUCUGGUAUUCAACUUCCAUACGAUGGUUCGAGGUUAUCCCAUUUAUUUUUUGCUGACGAUGUCCUUAUUAUUGGAGAUUGGGAUGAGAAUAACGCCUUGAACAUCGUUAGAAUUUUGAGGUGCUUCCAUGCCUGUUCUAGUUUGAAAAUAAACCUUGGUAAGUCUAACUUAUAUGGUAUUGGGGUUGAUUAUGCGGAAGUGGGGGUUGUGGCGAAUGUGGUUGGCUGUAUUCCUGAUUCUCUCCCUUUUAAGUACCUUGGGCUUAAAAUGGGGGCAAAUAUGAAUCGCAUCAAUAAUUGGAGACCAGUCUUUGACAUUUUCGAGUCCAGGCUUGCUCUUUGGAAAUCUGCGGUUCUAUCCUUCGGUGGGAGAGUUACUCUUAUAUGUUCAGUCCUCGAGAGCCUGCCGACUUAUUACUUUUCCAUAUAUAAGGCACCUGUGAAGGUUGUUAGUAACCUGGAAAGUUUCUCUGGGGCGGUUCGAGCGAGGCUAGAAAACCCACUGGGUGGCUUGGGAUAA
Helianthus annuus (common sunflower) is the source of this 615-nucleotide messenger RNA. RefSeq lists its product as uncharacterized. The record is from RefSeq and is a predicted model, not a curated record. Lineage: Eukaryota; Viridiplantae; Streptophyta; Magnoliopsida; Asterales; Asteraceae. The coding region runs from base 1 to 615 and encodes 204 amino acids. The transcript has a single exon.